CGCUUCGUUGUUUCUCUUCACCGCCCCCAUUCACCCAAUGGUAAUUAUGGAUAACUCUGUAACAGUGCUCAGAGGAGCUGAUAAUACCUUUAGUUUAAUUAAAGACAUUGAUGGGACGUAAAGACAUGUGGCCCAGGGCACACCACGGCAAAAUCUUUACUUCUUCACAUUUCAUCUGUCAAUCCUUUGGCUUUUGUUAUGCACAGAAUUCUGUCUCUCUGUCUCUCUCUAACACACACACACACACACACAGUAUCAUAUACUCAGAAAUACACACUCCCGUCGUUGGUGAGAAAAUGUCAAGAUCAUGUGUUUUUUUCUAAUUUUUCAGAAUUUAAUCUUGAACUGUUGGUUUGAAGAACAUUAUCAGCCUCUCACACUCACACACACACACACACACGAUAAUAAAAGCGACAGCAAUUNNGCUGAUUAUCUGUGUGUUGUUGAAACCACAUCCUGAUGUUAGUACUACUGCAGUACAACUUCUUCUGGAACACUGUGGAAGGACGUGGAGGACGUGGAGGACGUGGAGGUUUGUGACCUGCGAUGGAGACUGUCUUCCUCACCUCCGUCUUUGUUUCCCUGCUGGCCGUGCACUCCUCUGAUGUUAGCAGGACAGUCUGGGAUGACAUUGUUGUGGCUGAAGAGGGUUCUUACGCAACUCUGGUCUGCAUUGAUAAAACAGUAGGAGGCGCUGUGGCCGUAAACUGGAUGCUGAAGUCAUCUGAGGCCGACCAAUGGAAACUGCUGCUCUCGGCUGACAGAAUGAAGCAGUUCUCCGGUGUGGCCUCCAAACACUGGAUGGGUUUGAUCGACCCCAAUUUCCAGGAGUCGGGGGUCUUCUCUCUGGGUCUGUAUCCCAAGCUGGAGGACGGGGGUCUCUACUCAUGCUUGGUGAGGCAGCAAGGGAGAAAAGUGAAGGAGAAGAUCAUUCUUUUAUCUGUGCUCAGAGUCCAGAUCCUCCCGUCCCCGGUGGUGACCCAGCAGAGCACGCUGCAGCUGUCAGCCAGCGUUCAGCCUGACGUCGCUGUCUCCAAAAUCACCUGGUCAACGCCUCACGGAACAACGAUGAAGAGUGAGAAAAACAAAAAAUCCAGCACCGAGGCCAAACUACCCCGGCUCCAGAGCAGUGAAGGGGGCAUCUACGUCUGCACAGUUUCCACCUGGAACAACAACAACAACAACAGCACUUCUUCUGUCUUCAGAGUGAGAGUUGACAUUGCUAAUAAAACGGUUUCCAUCGGCAACGUUAAACACAGCACUCCCAUCUCCACUGCCACACAGGCUCUGACGCCCAUAACCCUGAGCUGCCCAGAUGACAACGGAGACUACGUCCUGCUUUACUGGCAGCAGACAGAGAAACACAGUAACAUGACGCACAUAUUCUUGUACGAUCGCUGGAGGGAUUCUACUUCCUCCACAGUACAGCCCGGGAUACUGGAGCUUGCUGGGCCGCCGUACAACGCAGAGGCCGGGAGCUUCGCUUUUCGACUCACUCCUGACGUCACUAAUGGUGGUCUCUACAUUUGUGACGUGUACCUGAAUGACGAGCCCAAGAGCCUGAGAACUGAGGUCAGCGUGCUGAAAGUUGAGGCCAAGCAUUCAUCCUCAAAAGUGACGCUGAAGUGCAGGUACUCAGCGGUGUCACAGGUGCACAGUUCCAUCUGGACCCACCAGGACAAAGGUCGGACGCUGAAGUGCUCCAGUGUCACGCCGGGCGUCGUCACCACCACUGUGCCCUUACCAGUCACCUCUGACACCGCCGGGAACUACACCUGCACCCUCAGGCUGAAAAACGGCAAGACCGUCUGGGCCACACACGCCGUCACACUGCCCCCAAAGGAUGGGAGGAACGAAAAACAAAGCCUUCUUAUCGUCCUUUCAGCACAGUCACUCCUGCAGCAGACACACAGAUACAGAGACAGGACCUCAGGACAAAUCUCCACCAAAAACACUCAAUAAUUCAGGGUGAUUGUACGGGGGCCAGCAGGAGACUCACAGGAGGACGUGACAGUUGAAUGGACCCUCACCCACAGACCCUCCCACUCCCCUCACCCUGAUGGUUCUCAUCAUGACGCUGUUAGAAUGAUGCUCAUCAAAGGAUUGUAGCCCUGGUCAUAAAAAAACAGAGAGGAAAAAAACUUCCUGGAAAAAGGUUCAUAAAACAAAUCUUUUGUGAGCGACAAGCGGCGCGUACGCAUGUGUCAGAGUGAUAAGUUGACACCAGUGGCAGCGAUAGAUGUUAAAGCAACGCCACAUAAUUAAAUUCUUUUCACUGGAGGUGCAGCAAUCAUGGAGCUUUGUGACGAAUAAUACUCCAAACCUGAGGGAUGUUCUGCAGUCAUUCUCUGUCAGGAGUUUAUCCCAUUGUUUGCAAAGCAUUCUCGCCAGUCUUUAGUCUGCGCCUUCAUCCGUCGGCCGACUCUCUGAACCAGCCCUCCGACUCAAAUCGACUCCUACUUCAUUUAAUGUGAAAGAGAUUUGGUGGAGAAUAAGUGGCAAACGGUGAUGGGGGAGACGGGGGAGACUGGGGGACGAUAAGACGGAGCCGCUGUUAAAAACAAGAUGGAUUCACGCCUCACCUCACUGAACACUAUUACCAUAAUUCAUGCGUUAAAGUUGGCUCCUGGAACAGAGCGGGUCGGCCAUCGCUCACUGCACUGUUUCAUUAGUAAACUCUACACAUCCUCUGUGAUCAAUUAAACCUCACGCAGAACUUAAGGAUUGAUUCUUUGGAGGCAGACGAGGGCCGUGGUGGCAGGGCUGAGGUGGGGGCCACGAGCCAAUUGACAAACUAAAUUCACAGGAAGUUGAUGAGAUGCACCAGAGUGAGUUAAGUAAGGUUCCUGCCCGCCCCGAGUGGCAGAGAGACGCAGUGAGAUGUUUAUUAAUGUAUGUUGUGUUUGUCUGUGGGCUGUGACCCAACACUCUGACAGAACUCACGGGUUCUCUGCUCCUGAGGAGAGAACGUGCAGCACAGAACACGGUAAAUGACAGUGGUCUCUGUGGAAACCAGCCCCUCCCUCGCCUCGACCCGCACCUCGCCCUCUGGUGAUGUUUUACAAGACUGGUCUCAUCCUCAUUAUGCAAACAAACCUGGAAUGUCUGAUGGUGGGAGGGGG
This is a messenger RNA of Cynoglossus semilaevis (tongue sole), 3122 nucleotides long. RefSeq names its product g6f-like (gene g6fl). Gene Ontology annotation, molecular function: MHC class II protein binding; protein tyrosine kinase binding. Bases 547 to 1962 code for a protein of 471 amino acids. NCBI's taxonomy places the organism in Eukaryota, Metazoa, Chordata, Actinopteri, Pleuronectiformes, Cynoglossidae. Gene Ontology annotation, cellular component: external side of plasma membrane; membrane raft. Gene Ontology annotation, biological process: interleukin-15-mediated signaling pathway; T cell activation; positive regulation of ERK1 and ERK2 cascade. The record is from RefSeq and is a predicted model, not a curated record. The transcript has 7 exons.